This is a messenger RNA of Babesia ovata, 924 nucleotides long. RefSeq names its product Extracellular matrix-binding ebh, putative. The transcript is spliced from 2 exons. The record is from RefSeq and is a predicted model, not a curated record. Lineage: Eukaryota; Apicomplexa; Aconoidasida; Piroplasmida; Babesiidae. The coding region runs from base 1 to 924 and encodes 307 amino acids.
AUGACAGACUUCGACACACAAUUAGAUUACGCAUAUGUCAGUAGGUAUUCCUGUCAAACGAUAAGAUGGACUAGAGUCAGUAAACCUAAUGAGUUCACCGAUGAUGCCAAGAAAUGUGCGAAAGUUCUAAUGAGCAUAAUUCAAACAUUCCACCGUGAUUUGUAUGGACUGUUCUAUGACAUAGACGAUAACGACGCCGCUGCAGAUCAAAUUAAUGCACAUGCUGCCUUUCUAGGCGAUGCUCUGCAAGACUACGGUUACAUAUUAGCAACGGAAUUUGAGAAGCAGGACGGUGAAUUGUUCAAUGACAGUAAGACUAACGGCGAGAAAAUUAAGACACUUCUCAGUGGGCUCACGAAUAGCAAGAAUGACAGCGUCCUUAAUCAUCUUAACAAUUUCCUCACUUUAUAUUACAAGGUUUCUCACCUUAGAACCACGUCGUCGUCAAGUGCUAAAUACCCCUGCACAGUUAGAGACAUGUUGGCGUGGCUUGGUGGUUUGCCGUAUACCACCGUGUCGACAAAAAUUAAGCAGCAUUGUAAAGACUUAAUUGAUGAUGACAAAUAUAAUAAUGAUGACAUCCUUAAAACCGUGCUUACGAAUAUAGACCUUCGCGUCACUGCAGCCUGUAGAAAUGCUUACGAUGUCCUCACCGCAAUACAGGGCCACGGUCACGGUUCGCAAACCGCUGACUACCCAUAUGCCUACAAUUUACUAGACAAUUAUAAGAACUUCCAUUAUCCUUCGAAGGCGAAGGCAACGGCUGGCGUGAUUGCUGGUACGGCGGGGGCAUUGCACCAUCAAAUUGGCCAUGUACCGACCACUCAACCGACAAAGCUACGUGUCAACCUAGGUGCCAGGCAAAUGGCCAGCCAAAUUGCAAACCAAACUGUCAACCAAAAUCGCCUCUUCAGUCCUACCUAA